AUGCGUCCUAAAACCCGGAAANGUGACGCCAGAGCUGCCGCCGAUCGGGCCGAAUCCAUCGAGAAGUACGAGGCGGUGAUGGAGGAUUACAGGAGGAUGAUGAACGAGCAGGAGGGAGGAGGGAAGACCAGGGACUUCAGAAGGAGCUUCACCGCCUCCUCCACGAACGAGUACACCUCAAAAGAGUCAAGAAACAGGAAGCUGUCCUACAUCAAGAUCUUCAACGUGGGCAGCCGGUACCUGGUGAACCGGGUCCAGGACCACAUCCAGAGCCGCAUCGUGUAUUACCUCAUGAACAUCCACGUCACCCCGAGGUCCAUCUACCUGAGCCGCCACGGAGAGAGCGAGCUCAACCUAUCAGGUCGCAUCGGGGGGGACUCCGGCCUCUCCCCUAGAGGACACAAGUAUGCGAAGGGUUUGGCGACCUUCAUCAGAGGUCAGGACAUCACGGAGCUGAAGGUGUGGACGAGUCACAUGAAGAGGACCAUCCAGACCGCCGAGGCUCUGGGGGUCCCGUACGAGCAGUGGAAGGCUCUCAAUGAGAUAGACGCUGGUGUGUGUGAGGAGUUAACCUACGAAGAGAUUCAGGAGAAUUUACCAGAAGAGUUUGCUCUGAGAGACCAGGACAAGUAUCGUUAUCGUUACCCAAAGGGGGAGUCCUAUGAGGACCUCGUCCAUCGUCUGGAGCCGGUGAUCAUGGAGCUGGAAAGGCAGGAAAAUGUUCUGGUGAUCUGCCACCAAGCUGUGUUUCGCUGCCUGCUGGCCUACUUUGUAAACAAACCUGCAGCUGAGCUGCCUUAUCUCAGAUGCCCUCUUCACACUGUGCUCAAGCUCACACCGAUAGCUUACGGCUGUAAAGUUGAGUCAAUUUUCCUCAACAUUGAAGCAGUCAACACUCACAGAGAGAGGCCAGUGAAUGUCGACAUCAACAGAAACCCUGAGGAGGCUCUGCAGACCGUACCUGACCACAUAUAAAUACUGUGUUGUGAGAAAAAGACACAGAUGAAACGGGACGUGUUGCUACAUAUUAGCUUCACUAAAUAUAAGAGAUGCACUCCGGAGAAAGGGUAGGCUUUAAAGCAGAGUAGAAAUGGGGCUAAAUCUUCACUCCUGCUGCACCGACUCAACAGGAUAUUCUGUUUGAAGCGUGACUGUGAAACCUUCAUGUGUCUUAUCUGACUGGAGUUCUUUUUAAAAAGUGUUUCCCAAUGUUUACCAAAUAAGAUUAAAUUAAUCAUACUAAUGCACUAUGUUUUAACACUUAGAGAAAAACAUUUAAAAACAUGUGUAAAAGUUGUAACACGUGUAACCAUUGCACGGAUUAUGUGUUGUUGAUAAUCUAAUUAUAAAGGUGGGUCAGCCUCGUGGACAGCACCCACACAAACAAAA
Molecule: messenger RNA, 1389 nt
Organism: Notothenia coriiceps (black rockcod)
Lineage: Eukaryota; Metazoa; Chordata; Actinopteri; Perciformes; Nototheniidae
Product: 6-phosphofructo-2-kinase/fructose-2,6-bisphosphatase-like
Exons: 10
Coding region: 1-975 (324 amino acids)
Biological process (GO): fructose 2,6-bisphosphate metabolic process; fructose metabolic process
Cellular component (GO): cytosol; 6-phosphofructo-2-kinase/fructose-2,6-biphosphatase complex
Molecular function (GO): fructose-2,6-bisphosphate 2-phosphatase activity; ATP binding; 6-phosphofructo-2-kinase activity
Source: RefSeq, a predicted model, not a curated record